AUGGCCGACAUAGAGAAGACUCCAGUCCAAGUCAUUGAGCCAACGCUUGAAACUCCACCAAAAUCUUCCAAGAACCUCCUCGAUCGCCUCAAAGGGAGUACCAAUGAUCCCGACGCCCUUGGCAGAGAGCUGUUGCAGAAGGCCCUUGAGUUUGAUGAAGCUCAACUGGAACGAGAUGCGGUCAAAGUGCGCCGGAAGCUUGACUGGAUUGUCAUCCCUAUGAUGAUGACAACCUACAUGCUAAGCUUCCUAGACAAGCAGACCCUCAACUAUUCCAACGCAUACGGACUUCAAGAGGAUACACAUAUGAAAGGAGAUGACUAUUCAUGGGUUGCAUCGGCACUAUAUUUCGGUUGGCUUACUGGCGCAUAUCCAUGGAACUUCCUCCUCCAAAGGUACCCCAUUGGGCGAACGAUCGGAUAUAUGCUUUUCGUUUGGGGUUCUGUCUGCAUGCUGCAAGCCGCCGUGUUCAACUUUUCCGGCUUCUUUGCUAUUCGCUUCUUCUUGGGCAUGGUUGAGGCUUGUAUAUCCCCUGCCUUCGUCCUCCUCACCUCUAUGCUAUGGACGAGGGAAGAACAAGCACUCCGGACGUCCUUUUGGCUGUCGACAAAUGGUGUUUCUUCGAUUCUUGGUGCCCUGCUUGCGUACGGGAGUGGCCAUGCAGCACAUCUCGCCGUCCCCAAUUGGAAGUUGAUCUAUCUGAUUGUAGGGGCUAUGACGUUCUUCUGGGGCUUCGUCGUCGUUCGCUACUUACCCGAUGGACCUCACAAUGCCAAAAUGCUGACCGAAUAUGAACGAAUGGUUGCUGUCUGGCGGGUCUCGAAGAAUCAGAUGGGCAUCAAACACCACAAGGUUGUUGUCGGCCACAUCAAGGAGGCUUUGCUCGACCCAAAGACCUACCUCGUCAUCUUCAUGGGAGCCUGCACGGGCCUUCUGAAUGGCGCCGUGUCAAACUUUUUCUCUGCCUUGAUCAAAGGCUUCGGAUUCGAUGCGCUUCGGACGACUCUGCUUCAGACGCCCGGUGGCGCGUUUGAAAUCAUCGGGUGUAUGGGUUUCGGAUGGGUGGCCACCAAGAAGAAUCUCUUGGGCAUCACCAUCAUCAUCGCAUGUCUCCCGGGACUCGCGGGCUUGAUCGGUCUCUUGACCAUCAGCAUCAAACAUCGGUAUGCACUGGUCGCUUGUUGCUGGCUACAGAACGUGCUUGGAGCACCUAUUAUUCUGGGAUGGACUCUACCAGGUGUCAAUGUGGCGGGGCAUACCAAGAGAACCGCAGUCGUCGGGAUCUUCUUCGUGUUCUACUGCGCCGGCAACAUCGCCGGCCCGCACCUAUUCCUGCCCUCUGAAACGCCGCGCUACUUCUCCGCCAUCAGGGGAUUGCUGGGCACCUACUGCGCUCUCAUCGUUUUGCAAGUCAUCUACACGGGCCUGUGUUACUUUGACAACAGAGCCCGCGACGCCCGGGGUUUGCACGCUGAGAGACAGCAAGAAGAACUGCUCGAGGGAUUUGACGAUUUGACGGAUAAGCAGAAUUUGCAUUUUAGAUAUAAGAUUUGA
Messenger RNA from Fonsecaea multimorphosa CBS 102226, 1554 nucleotides. RefSeq lists its product as uncharacterized. The record is from RefSeq and is a predicted model, not a curated record. Gene Ontology annotation, biological process: transmembrane transport. The transcript is spliced from 6 exons. Gene Ontology annotation, cellular component: membrane. Bases 1 to 1554 code for a protein of 517 amino acids. Lineage: Eukaryota; Fungi; Ascomycota; Eurotiomycetes; Chaetothyriales; Herpotrichiellaceae. Gene Ontology annotation, molecular function: transmembrane transporter activity.